Messenger RNA from Phymastichus coffea, 1799 nucleotides. RefSeq names its product G-patch domain and KOW motifs-containing protein. The transcript has 5 exons. Bases 73 to 1539 code for a protein of 488 amino acids. Gene Ontology annotation, molecular function: nucleic acid binding. The record is from RefSeq and is a predicted model, not a curated record. Gene Ontology annotation, cellular component: spliceosomal complex. Gene Ontology annotation, biological process: mRNA splicing, via spliceosome. Lineage: Eukaryota; Metazoa; Arthropoda; Insecta; Hymenoptera; Eulophidae.
UCAGUAACUUCAAUCAGUACAUUAAUUUUAACGUCCGUACCAGAGAUUAGUAGGUUCGUACUUGACGUGACUAUGUCCUGCGAGGACACUGAGCGUAGCGCGAUGGCAGAUGAGGGAAAAAAAAUUUCUUUUGGUUUUUCUAAAACUGUUAAAAAACCACUCAUCAAAAAUGCAGCACCAGUGGAAGAGAAAGCUGUUGAUUAUAUCGACUGUGUAGACGACAAAGCUAUCAAAAUUGUUGGAAAAGAAGACAAGAAAGAUGAACCUUUGGUCAUUCCUAUGCUUGGCUCAAAAACUUGGCAUGAUAGAAUAAUCAAUAAAGUAGAUGCUGAUAUUUUUGAGCCUAAAAAGACUGAUACUGAAAUUAAAAAGGAACUAAAUAAAGAUAUUAAAGUUAAAGAAGAAAAAAAUGUGAAUAUGACCAAUGGGAAUGCUAAGAAUGGAAAUGUGCAGCUUAUGGAAAUUGAUAGUGUAAAAAUCAAAGAAGAACCAAAGGAUCCAGAAGCAAUUGAACCAAUAACUUUGGAACAGCAAGCAGCUCAAGAAAUUUUAGCAGACUUGAAAGAAGAAGAAAAUAAGAGUAAAGAACAAACAUCAUUUACUGUGCCAAUGGCUGAUGAUGACUUGAAAGGUAGAGAAGAGUCUACUUUAGAGGACUAUGAAAAAAUUCCCAUUGAAGCAUUUGGUAUGGCUAUGUUACGUGGAAUGGGUUGGAAAGCAGAAGAAGGAGUUGGAAAAAAUGCAAAAGUCGUUGCACCAUCGAUUCCAGAAGUGCGACCAAAAGGAAUGGGUCUAGGAGCAGACAAAUUAGCCAUACAAAAAACUAAAGCAAAGCUCACAAAAGAAGAAGAAAAUCUUAAAAUAGUUCAAGGAUGUUGUGUCAAAAUCAUAGCAGGCAAACAAAAUGGCAAUUAUGGAAAAAUAGAAGGACUUGAUGAAGAUACUGGCAGGAUUCUUGUAAGACUUGCACUUGGAAAUGAAGUAAUUUCAUUAGUGAAUGAAAUUCUGGUUCAGCCAGUUACUAAUGAAGAGUAUUCGAAAAAUUCUAGAGUUUUAAAUAUGAAGACAUACGAAGAACAUAAAAAUAAAAAAGAAAAUAACGUUAAAAACGUAAAGCAAGAAUGUGUAUCUCCUAAAAGUGAAAAAGAUAGUGAUGAUGAUAGAGACAAAAAAAGUAAAAAAUCCAAGAAAAAAUCAAGGAGCAGAAGAAAUGAAUCUGAGAAUGAAAGCAGUCUAGAAAGGCAAUUUAAAAAAAAGAAAAGAGAUUCGUCCAGCAGUAGCGAUGAUUAUUCCAGGAGGAAAAGUUCAAAGAAAUCUAAAAAACACAAGAGUCGAGAUAGUUCUGCUGAAAGAUCGAGUCGCAAGAAUAAAAGGAAAGAUAAAGAGCGAGAAAAAUCAAGGCAUAAGAAAUCUGACUAUUCUGAUUCUUCAGAGAGAGCAAGAAACAAAGCUAGAGAUCAUAGACGAUCUAGGUCAAAAAGUCAUUCUCCAAAACACCGCCGGAGAAAUCGUUCGCGUAGUCAUUCGCCUAAACGGUGAAGGUGAAUUUCAAUUAAAUCCUAUGGAUUUUUAAGAUCAUUAUCAUGAUUAAUAUUUUGUAUACAUUUUUGUUGUUAUUUAGAGCAAAUUUUGUACAGUUAGCAUAUAUUAUGACUAGUGACUGUCAAUCACGUGGUACAUCUAAGCUAUUUAUAUACUUUGUCUAUUUGUUUUACAAAUUUAUGAUGAUUAAUGAUUUUUAAUUUGAUUUUAAAAUUGAUGCAAAAUAAAGUUGUGAAAAAGAUUUUGUUCAUUUUCAG